Molecule: messenger RNA, 3297 nt
Organism: Pyrus x bretschneideri (Chinese white pear)
Lineage: Eukaryota; Viridiplantae; Streptophyta; Magnoliopsida; Rosales; Rosaceae
Product: pentatricopeptide repeat-containing protein At1g22960, mitochondrial-like
Exons: 4
Coding region: 267-2444 (725 amino acids)
Molecular function (GO): protein binding
Source: RefSeq, a predicted model, not a curated record
AGUGUGAAUUAAAAAAAUAAACAGUUGUGGAUCAUAGAGUAAAACCUAACAGUACACUUGAAAUUCGGAUUACGAAGUCCAGUGUUUUGGUUUGGGCUGGGGUCCGCAAUACAAUAGCCACCAUCACCAUGGCUGCUUCCACACACUUACCCAAGCUCAUUUCGAUCUGAGCCGUCCAUCAACCGUCGAACUCACUCGAAACCCAAAACCCAAAACCCCUCUCUCUCGCCGAUCCUCCGCCACUGGAUGAGUCGCCUCUGCACUCAAUGACCCUCUGCGCCAGAGCUUCAAAAGCUUUAGCCGCCACUGCCUCCUCCGCCUCCGCCGUACACCACCGUCCUCUCAAGGUACGCCAUUUCUUCGCCCUCUCUGGGUCUUCCCACAACUGCUCCUCAAUUACUUCUCUACCCACCACAGCUUUCUCCCAAACGCAUUACCGGGACCUUAUUUUCGACACCAUUGACGAAAAGCCCUGGGCUUUUUGCAACUCCAAGUGGGUCUCCGAUCGUUUCCAAGCUGUUAUUGUCGACCCCGACUUGUUUGUUCGAGUCCUCGUCGAGAUUAGGACCCGACCCAGAAUCGCUCUGAGGUUUUUCCGAUGGGUCGAGGGCCAACCGGGUUUUAAAAGAUCCGAGUUUGCGUUCUGUGUGAUUCUUGAGAUUCUGGCUCACAACAAUUUGAUGAGGCCGGCGCAUUGGGUUAUGGAGAGGGUGAUUAGUGUAAAUAUGCAUGGGAUUGUGGAUGUUUUGAUUAAUGAGUAUGUGUUUUCGAAGGUCUCGUUGAAGCUUCUCGAUCUCUUGUUCUGGGUUUAUACAAAAAAAUCGAUGCUUGAGCAAUGUCUCUGGAUUUUCGAUAAGAUGGUUCGAAACCGGUUGUUGCCAGACGUGAAGAACUGCAAUAGGGUUCUUAGGAUACUUAGAAAUAAACACCUUGUGGCUAGAGUUAAAGACGUUUACAGAAUGAUGGGCGAGGCUGGGAUUAAGCCGACGAUUGUUACCUAUAACACCAUGUUGGAUUCAUUCUGCAAGGAAGGAGAAGUGCAACAAGCACUUGACCUUUUGUCAGAGAUGCAAAAGAUAGAGUGUUUUCCGAACGAUGUAACGUAUAAUGUGUUGAUCAAUGGGCUGUCAAAGAAAGGGGAGCUGGAGCAGGCCAAGGGACUGAUCCAGGAAAUGAUGAAAUCUGGAUUGAGGAUUACAGCAUUUACUUAUAACCCUUUGAUUUGUGGGUAUUGCAACAAAGGACUGCUUGAAGAGGCGUUAUGUCUUGAGAAAGAAAUGGUAAUUAGAGGAGCGAAUCCCACCGUGGCUACUUAUAAUUCGUUAAUGUAUGGACUCUGCAAGCGGGGAAGAGUGAUUGAUGCCAGGGAACAGUUUUCCAAUAUGUUAAAGAGAAAUAUAAGGCCGGAUAUAGUGUCAUACAACACUCUAAUAUACGGGUAUUGUAGAUUAGGGAACUUGGGGGAUGCUUUCAGAUUGUUUGAUGAGUUGAGGCAUAGGACUUUCACUCCUACUGUCGUCACCUAUAACACACUUAUGGAUGGUCUUUGCAGAUCCGGAGACUUGGCUGUUGCUCGACAGCUUAAAAAAGAAAUGACCAAUCAAGGAACUUGCCCUGAUGUUUUUACAUAUACCAUCUUGGUAAAUGGAUCUUGCAAGGCGGGAAACUUAUCGAUGGCCAAGGAGUUAUUUGAUGAGAUGUUGCAUAGAGGAGUGAAGCCGGACCGAUUUGCGUACAAUACUCGAAUAGUGGGUGAAUUGACGCUUGGUGACCCUUCCAAGGCAUUUAGCAUGCAAGAAGAAAUACUGGCAGGGGGUUUCCCUCCUGAUUUGUUCACAUACAAUAUUUUUGUGAAUGGGAUUUGUAAAUUGGGCAAUUUGGAUGAAGCAUAUACCUUGUUGCAGAAAAUUGUACGUGAUGGUAUCGUUCCAGACCAUAUAACUUAUACUAGCAUCAUUCACGCUCACCUGGAGAGUGGCCAACUCAUGAAGGCAAGAGAGGUGUUCUAUGAGAUGCUUAGCAAAGGUUUGUCUCCUUCGGUGAUAACUUACACAGUAUUGAUUCAUGCACACGCAGCUAAGGGAAGACUAGAACUGGCAUAUAUGUACUUCUCAGAGAUGCAAGAGAAGCGUGUUUUGCCAAAUGUGGUCACCUACAAUGCGCUGAUAAAUGGCCUUUGUAAAGUGAUGAGAAUGGAUCAGGCUUACAAGUCGUUUGCUGAGAUGGAGGAGAAAGGAAUAGUUCCAAAUAAGUAUACAUACACUAUUCUAAUAAAUGAGAACUGCAACAUAGGCAACUGGAAGGAGGCUUUGAGGUUGUAUAAACAGAUGCUUGACAGAGAGAUCGAGCCUGAUUCUUGUACACACAGUGCACUUUUUAAGCAUCUAGACAAAGACUAUCAGUUGCAUGCAGUUCGGUACCUUGAGAAUUUAAUUUCAAGCUAGUGAAGGAACUGCUCGUUUAAAAUAUUGAUGAGGCUAUUGGUGGAGUUCAAGGUUUAUCAGCUGACUAUUCAAAGAGAGGCAUGUGAUAGUAAGAGGGAUUUCUCAACUCCGAGAGAACUCUGUUGUGUUAACCACCAAAUUCCCUUGAGUUAUACUGCAAGUCAUUUGCUAAAUAGGGUUGCUGAUGUUGAUUGAGGCGUAAAAUGUGGCAAGUAGAACUUCAACUUGAAACAUAACGGCCGCUACAUUCGUUACCCUUCCGGGCAGAAAUGAACACAGGAUUCUUGUUGGUCUGCAUCUCCUCGGUUGCUGCAUGAGGUCAAACUUUGCUUGGGCGUAAAGAAACAGAGCAAUUUCCCGACUUUGCUGAUGUUGAAUGACACCGACGUGUUACAAUUUUUCCAGAACUUAGAUGCAGAAAAAGGAAAGGAACCCGAAGAGGAUCCUUUCCACAGAAAAAUACUGAUAAGAGUUUGAGUUCACACUGUAACUUGGCAUUGAGGAAUACGUGUACGGUGGACCCCAAGAAUCAACUUCGUGAGGCAGUGAAAAAUUAUGCACUGCCAGUCUUGUGUUAGUUUUCUGUAUUACAGCAGCAUUGUGGAUUUCUUUUUCAUUGGAUAACAGAAGACCUUGAAAGACUCUGAAAGAGAUUAUAAGAAAAGAUAUGAAGUAUUUGGAGCUAACGGAAAACUUGGCGCAAAACUUAAUGCAGUGGUAUUCUAAGAUUCAUACAACCAACCUCACCUAGUAAGAUAAGGCUUGAUUGUGGUUUUAUUCUCUUUCACAUCGGAUGUAACAUUAGAAUGGUAAAUGUAAAUUUAUUCACCAUAAGUCACCUCCUACAACUCAA